AUCGUUCUGCACAAGGAAUAAAAAUGGCGCGAAAAUCAGAAGAUAUUUAUGGGGCAAGGUUCUGGAUAAAGGUCUGGGGGGAGAGGGCUUCCGUUCCGCCACAGAGAGGGGAGAGGUAUUACCAACGAGUGAUGGAGGGCAUGACGGAGAGCGAGGUAGCAGGGCUGGGUGUCGGCGCCCUUCUAUUUCUGGCCACCAUGGCCGCUCCCAAGGUCGACGCCUUCAUCGCGUCUUCCCAGAGGAGCUCUUUAGGUAUGUGCACGAGAUGUGGUGAUCUUAAAGUAAUUGCAUGUUCAACAUGUAGAGGACAGGGUUUGGUUCAGGCAGGGUCCUUCAGUAUGGUCAAUGAUAUCUUAGGACCACUUGGAAAUACAGCCUCAGAAUCAAAGCCUUGUCCUGGUUGUUCAGCCAGAGGUUGAUAUUGUAAUCUGUACUCAAUAUGAGACACAGUCGUGGUGACCCAGCCCUCAAUGGAAGUGCUGAAUGGUUCAGAUGCUAUUCCUAUAUGGUUGGUUGAGCGGCUGACAAACUAACACUCUUUUAUAUGGCUUCUGUAUGUCUCAUAUUGUUAUUUAUUUCUCAGUGAUGUUCAGAACUUACUCUCUAUCUAGAGCUUUGAGGCGAGAAAUAAAUCCUAUUGUACAAAAUUAAGGAUGCCGUGUUGUUUAAUAAUAUAUUUCAUUGUUCGUGAUAA
This is a messenger RNA of Nymphaea colorata (pocket water lily), 694 nucleotides long. RefSeq lists its product as uncharacterized. The record is from RefSeq and is a predicted model, not a curated record. The transcript has 3 exons. The coding region runs from base 24 to 419 and encodes 131 amino acids. Lineage: Eukaryota; Viridiplantae; Streptophyta; Magnoliopsida; Nymphaeales; Nymphaeaceae.